CAAAACCCUGGCCUAUAAAUUUGCUGCCUCCCUUGUCUCAAACCCUCUUGCGCUCCUGGUUGCCGUACUCUCUCUCGCCCAAUAAAUUUUCUUUGAAGGAGCGAUCCGGGAGUCAAUAAUUUUGCAAUCAUGUUGGUUUACACCGACCUUUUAUCUGGUGAUGAGCUUCUCUCGGAUUCGUUUCCAUACAAGGAAAUCGAGAAUGGAAUGAUUUGGGAAGUCGAUGGAAAGUGGGUCGUUCAAGGAGCAAUUGAUGUGGAUAUUGGUGCUAAUCCUUCUGCUGAAGGUGCUGGUGACGACGAAGGUGUUGAUGAUCAGGCUGUGAAGGUGGUCGACAUUGUUGACACCUUCCGUCUUCAGGAGCAACCUCCCAUGGACAAGAAGACGUUGAUUACAUACAUUAAGAAGUAUAUCAAAGCGGUGACACCUAAGCUGGAAGGGGAGAAACAAGAGGCAUUUAAGAAGAACAUUGAGGGAGCAACUAAGUAUCUGCUUUCAAAGCUCAAGGACUUGCAAUUCUUCGUUGGGGAGAGUAUGGCUGACGAUAGCUCUAUCGUAUUUGCAUACUACAAGGAAGGAGCCACUGACCCGACAUUUUUAUACCUUGCCCCAGGUUUGAAGGAAGUCAAGUGCUGAAAGAAGAAAUCUUUGAAGCAGAAUGCUUCAUGUAGCAUUAGUCGUUCCUACUAUGUUUGCCUUUUUCUCAUGACAUUUGAAUUUGGAUGGUUUGGGCUGUUUUUGUUUUCGUUUAUUUUGGGUUUCCUUGUUUUGGCCUUGUUUACUGGGAGCUUAUGUUCUGGUGAGUGCAAAAGUUUACCUUAUUUUUAUGCCUAAUGAAUCUCUAUUUUUAUUA
Messenger RNA from Benincasa hispida (wax gourd), 853 nucleotides. Its product is annotated as translationally-controlled tumor protein homolog. NCBI's taxonomy places the organism in Eukaryota, Viridiplantae, Streptophyta, Magnoliopsida, Cucurbitales, Cucurbitaceae. Gene Ontology annotation, cellular component: cytoplasm. The record is from RefSeq and is a predicted model, not a curated record. Gene Ontology annotation, molecular function: calcium ion binding.